GUCAAUUGUGAGAGGCGCAAACGGGUCGCAGUCGCAUUCGGCACCUCCAGGCGAGCGUUGAACACUGGAGGGGCAAUUCUCUUCUCAACGCCGCGCCUUUUGAUUUUGGCCAAUCAAGAUGUCUGCCUUGGAAAAGUUGCACGAGGUCAUGUCCGCAAGAUAUGACCUCGUUGAAGACUACGACACCGAUGAAGUAUCCGUCACUUCUACUGAUGCUGGCGACGAAAUCUUCUACAAUACAGAUUGUAUCAUAGCGGAAAAUCCAGAAGAGGACGCUUGCUACCUCGUCAAAUGGGAAGACUACCCACUGCAUGAGUGUACUUGGGAGCCUCCUAUGAAUUUGGACGGCACUGAUCUCAUCUCGAGUUGGAAGCAGAUCAGACAAGAGCUAGGUGAAGCUGCCUUUCAACGCGAGAACGAGAAGAACAUAGCGGCUUUUGAGGCAGCACAGGAGAGGGCUGAGGCUGCCAAAGAACGCAAGUAUGCAAAGCGCGAGAAGAAACGCCGUAGACUGCAACGGAGGGACCGUACAGUGGUUCCCGACGACGACAGUAGCGAUGAAGAACCCUUGGCUUCAGUACGAACGAGGACUGCUGCAGGGGACAGUCUCUUUGUGGAGAAUCAGGGGCCGUCAGUUCCAGCCACAUUGGUUGCUACAAGGCAGCCUCCUGUUGCUCGCAAGGCGCCGUUGCAGCAAUCAUCUUCCGAAGAUGAGUCAAAUUCAGAUGUCCAGACUUCCGACGACUCGUUAAUGGGCGAGCUGCGGAGAAACAAGAGAGCCCAACGCAAAGCAGAACGAAGCGCGGCAAGAAGCUCAACUGGCAAUUCUCUACUCCAGCCAAAGCGUCCGAAUACCACCACGGCUCCUUUGGAGGCAACAUCGAAGACCUCCACGGUUCGCGAGAAGUCAAAGCAGCGAUCAACGGUGUCUGCAGUCUCUACAAAACCCACAGCAGAGAGGGCUCACAGCACUGUAGUGACUACGACUAGUGCCAUGCGCGCCAUCAGGACUGUACCACAAAAGCAAACGAGCCGCGCGAUUAACAUCAUCGACCAACCCAGGGAGCAGCAGAGGAAAGCUUGGUCAACCGACAAUCACUACAACAAACUCAAAUAUCGAAGCCUUGCCGAGAAACGAUCUCGCACUGAAGGAACUCCGGACUUCAGCGCGCUUGAUUUUGUGAAUGGCCCGCCACCUACAUUACCCAAAGCGGCAGCAUCAAGAUCGUCUGGUGAUCUUUACGGGCGUCGUGAGAUCACAAAUCGUCGCGUCCGGGAAGAGGACCCAGAUGAUCUACCACGACAAGGCCUCGGAGAGGGCUCAGCACCUCUCGCAGACUGGGAGGUGGACAAGGUGCCGUUGAUGUGUAACGCCUGGAAGCUCAGUUCAAAUUGCCCUUACGGUGCGCGAAAGUGUCGUUUCAUGCAUCGAGCAUUUGAUCCAAAGGGCCGACCAUACCAACUAGGCGAUUAUGAUGGACGGAUACCUCAUAAGUACCGCAAGCCACCAAUUACAUGUCCCUUCUGGUACAAAGGAGACCAGUGCAAGAGAACCGCAGAAGAGUGCUUGUAUGCACACGUAGAUACAGGAUGGGCUGAGUACAACGGGCAGCCGAUCCGUAUUGAGCAUCUUCCAGAGGCCUCUGCCACCUCUGCCGCCCGAGAUGUACCACCGCACCUAGUUCCGUUCAAGUUUCAGGAUCCCCCAAUAACGUGUUCCUUCUGGCUGAGAGACCCCCACGGAUGCGUCAGAUCGGAAGAAGUGUGCAAAUAUGCUCAUUGGAACACAGGCUGGACGCAUGAAGCUGAUAUCAAGGGUCAACCAGUACGGAUAGACCCAACCCUGAAGCCUCGUGGUGGACCACCCAAAUAUGCCAAUCCCCCCGUGACAUGCCCUUUCUGGUUGAGAUCGGAGAAGGGUUGUACCAGGACAGCCGUUGAAUGUAAGUACGCUCAUCGAAACACUGGGUGGGCUCCUCCUGGAAUGAGCAGCGACCAAGCCCUCCCUAUCAACCCUCAUGAACUUCCACGCAGCCAGUCUUUCAGAAAUGAGCCAGAUGUUUCGAAUCUUACUCCACUCCGAACGAACAGCAAUGAUCAAGGCCUGAUCGUGGCGGGCCAGACAGUGUCUUCUGGCCCACCAAGUCAAGCCAACAAGGGCAUCACUUGUUCCUCUUGGUUGAGAGAUCCGCUUGGUUGUUUAAAGUCAGAAGAAGCAUGCGACUAUGCUCAUAGGAACACUGGAUGGGCGACACCCAAGGACAGGCCGUUCGACAGCCCUGUAGCAUUGGAUCCAAACCAGAUACCUCGAUUUCAUCGCGAACAGAUGGGAGACAGACUUGAGCCGAAGUACGGUAAUCCACCGGUCACAUGCCCGUCUUGGCUGAGAAACGAAGAUGGAUGUCGCAAAACCGAACAAGAAUGCCAAUUCGCCCACAAGAAUACCGGUUGGGCCCCACAAUAUGGGGAAGGGGGCGGUCCAGCUGUGGAAAUCGAUCGAAAAGGAAAGCUCCGUGGUAAUGAACCAGUCCGCAGCUUCGCAACAGAUCACUCGGCACCAAAGAAUGGCACCCCUCCAAUAACAUGCUAUUUCUGGUUGGAAGGAGCGGGAGGCUGCGCCAGAACAGCUGAGACCUGCAGGUUUGCGCACAGAAAUACUGGGUGGAUCACAUAUCUUGGAGCAGUGAAGAACUCCCAUCCUGAGCAGAUCAAUCCUAAGAGGUUACCCCGGUUCCGAAAAUACGACCCGACGGAGAACUCUAGCAUGCCAAACGGUCAAAGCAUAUUACCUGCACCAACGGCACCAUCUCAUUCCGCAGACGAGCCCGGUAUCGACAUUUCUGGUCAUACUCCUGCAGAUAUCGUGAGCAAUACAGCACAGGCUUCUGAGCAACAGCUUGUUCAGAGUCCGCUCGCGAUUGAGGAUGUUUUGCCGAAGCAGUCACUAGCUGCUGCAUCAGCCUUGCAGCUAAAUGCGAAGAUUAAGCAGUUCUACAAUCUAGACAUCACCGAGAUGUUCCACUCAGGCACACCGGGUGAUGACGAAAUGCUUGAGAAGAGAGCGAUGCUACUGUACCAUCCCGAAGAACAUCCAGAAGACAUUGAACUGAUCACACGUUGGCUUUUGAUGCACGAAGUCAAAGUUGGAAAUCUUUGGUAUGAUGGUGCCUGGGGUCAGUUCCAGCAAGAAACAUCCAAAGGAAAGUCAGGUAUCAUCAUCGUGCAUCCGGAUUUUGAGCAGUAUGUCAACCUUCCAGGCUUUGGUGAAGUGCUUAAGCAGCGGAUACGUGUGUGGUCUGUUGGCCUGCAGCCACCCCCUGGUUUCGAGGUUGGUGUCUCGUCGGAUCCGCCAGAAUUGCGACAUUACUGUAUCGGUAUCUUUCCCCACGGUGGCUUCAUCUACAUCACCGACGACGUCUUUGAGCAGAAGCCGCAGUUGGCGCUCAGCAUCGUGAAGCUUUUUUUUGCCAAGAUCGAGCAGCUGCGUAGCCUGGAUGGACCUGUUUCGCCGUGGCAGGAGGUAGACGACGCGUGUGUGCUCUGGCGACUUUGCGUUCGGCCUGAGCUGAUGGAGUAUCUGUACCUGAAGUGCGAGGACAACUCAGCGGAGCUUGCAGCGGGAAACCCUGACUACCUGAGCCGCGCCGAACUCUACCAACUACUCACAUUAACCAACUACAUGGAGCAAGAUCAUCACAUCGAGCCGCUCAGCAUUGUCCAAGACAAGUACCCCAUCCUUUCCGAGCGGCGUGUCAUCGCUGAGCACCAACCUCUCGACUACUUUAACCGCCUUGCGAACAGCCAGGAAGAUGCUAAUACACACAUGAUCGGGUACUACGCAGCCAUGCAGUCUGCCGACAUGCGCCGCGCCUACCGACAGUUCUAUGUCGUGCACACUGAGCCUGAGGCAUCGUGCGCUCAGCGGUGGAAGGCGAGCAUACAGAACAUCGCUGAUGUGAUUACGCCAGAGCAGUGCAUUGAGGAGCUUGGAAAAGCAAGCAAAGAGAGCUUGUUUGACUUUCUGGACUGGGCUAUGGGGCCGAAGGAGAAGAAGAAGGGCUUAGAUGUUGUGUCAGAGGAAACAGAAUUUGGCGAGGCGCCCAUGGAGAUUGAGCCUGUCGAGCACACAGCAUACUAGGAUAUGUACAUGGCUCUCGGGUCUCUUUCGAAUGUCCUUGCAGAGUCGCGGCGUAAAGGAGAAGGAGUAAUGCGCGAAGAUACCCAAUCUGAAGAGGUCUUUUGACAGAAUCAGCGUCGUUGGUGCUUUCGCUCAGUGCAAUUGCUCAGUACAACAUCAUGACUUUACAAUCAAUGGAAGAUGAUUCAUCCUUCAUCGGUGCUCGUGC
Messenger RNA from Macroventuria anomochaeta, 4346 nucleotides. RefSeq lists its product as uncharacterized. Lineage: Eukaryota; Fungi; Ascomycota; Dothideomycetes; Pleosporales; Didymellaceae. The record is from RefSeq and is a predicted model, not a curated record. Gene Ontology annotation, molecular function: metal ion binding. Bases 119 to 4138 code for a protein of 1339 amino acids. The transcript is spliced from 5 exons.